AUGCCGCCCAACAAACGCAAGAGAGAUCUCCUGGACUUCGAUCCUAACAAGUCUGAUUCCGAGGACGAGAACUUUCAGCCCGACGUAGACCGCCCAACCCGUUCGCGCAAGAAGUCGCGCCCUUCCAAGUCCAACAGGGGACCUCGCCGCGCCAGAAAGAACAGGUAUGGCGGCUCAGAUAUCGAAGACGAAGACGGCCUAUCCGAGAGCGCCGAGGAGGACUCUUUCGGGGAGCCUGACCAUGAUGACGAUGACGAAGACGAAGACGAUGAAGUGCUGCCCGUCAAUGAGAAUACCGGGCGGCGCAUGAGGAAAGCUGCGGUAAAACAGCAGAACUACGCAGAAAGCUCCGAGGAUAGCGAUGCAUCCGAUGUGAAAGAAGAGCUCGUUGGGGAGACGCCAAAAAAGCUAACGCCGAAACCCACUAAGAUAGUGCUAUUAAAGGUACGGCCAGGUUCCAUGCGGAAAACUCGCGCCAACUCAACAACUGCUACGACCACGACGACCCGAAGAGCCACCCGCGCACAAACUACAGAUGCCGAUGAAGAACUCGUCGAGCUUUCAAAUUCUGGAAAACACGUCUUGCCUGCGCGCGCUCGGGGCUCCAAGAGUCUGAGCCCUGAAACUGCCGCACGAAACAGCCGGUCCACGCGAGGAGGAAAGGGCGUCAUGAGAUCACCUAUACCGCCAAUUGUCGAAGAGUUGACACAAGAAAGUAGUCCCAGUAAGACUGCGGCUACUGGAGCUGAAGAUGACUUUAUGGAUGAGGAUGCUGAAGCAUCUGCAGCACAGCGUGAGUCCGACGUUGAGAGAGACGUGAAAGAGGAGGACCAGCCUAUCCAGACGGUAGAACCAGAUGAGGCCGGCGACGACGGCGACGACGACGACGAUGAUGAUGACGACGUACCUGUCACGCGUCGAACUAGGGGUAACCGUCAGGUUGUUUCUGGUGAUGCUGAAGAGGAGCCCGCCGAUGAGGAACCUGUCGCUACUCGUAGUCGGCGCUUAGCCCGAAAAUCGCGUUCGAGAAAACCCCUCGAGGAGCCUGGUAGCGAUUUUGAACCUGGGAACGACUCUGGGGACGAAAACGAUUCCGCUUCAGAAAAAGCCAACGAUGUGGCCGGCGAUGAGCACGAUUCUACCCCAUCCCGUGGUCGCAAGGGUACCAGAGGCCAGGGCCGAUCCGCAAGAACAUCUCGUCAUGGCAACGACUCUGGCGACGAAGAGGUGGAGCUUGAUCGAGAUGAGAUGGCUGAAGAGCUCGAGGAUCUCCGGGGCAGCUCCCAGGAGCGACGUGCUCGCCGCCGCCGCCGACGUUCGCCUUCUGUACGAGCCGAGAGUGUAAGAGGCAAGCGGAAGCGCAAUAAUGUGAACUAUAGUAUACCGGCAUUGAACCAAUUCGCGGCCGAGGAAGAUGAGGCACCUGCGCCGGCACCAAGUCCAGCACGCCGUGGUCGACGUGGUGGUGGUGGUGCGGGAUGGGAUCGCACUUUGCACACGAUCGCUGGUCCAUUCGGUGGAGUUAAUCUCGCCGGGCCGGGUGCUCUCUUCAGUGGCCCGUGGGGUACGGGUGCCACUGCCACGGGGGGCGUGGACUCGGAUAGCAGCGACGAUGAGAUGGGCGGACGGUCAGGAAUUCCUGGAGAUGUUGGCAAGACACCCACUUCGGCGGGGCCUCCAGGAUUCUUGAGCGGACCCGGGCAAGCACUAAACCUGGACGGCCCCAGCAACGCUCUCACGGCUGCUCCCAACGUUGGCAAGGUUAAAAACCAAAAGGCAUAUGCCGAUGCAGACCCCCUCGGAGUCGACCUCAAUGUCGACUUCAGCAAAGUCGGUGGUCUCGAAGGUCACAUCGACCAGCUCAAGGAGAUGGUCCAGCUUCCUCUCCUGUACCCUGAGCUCUUCAUGAAGUUCCAUGUCACUCCUCCCCGAGGUGUCCUGUUUCACGGUCCACCCGGUACCGGUAAGACCCUCCUUGCACGAGCUCUGGCAAAUUCGGUGGGCAUUGGAGGAAAGAAGAUCACCUUUUAUAUGCGCAAGGGUGCAGACGCCCUCAGCAAAUGGGUUGGUGAGGCCGAAAAGCAGCUUCGGCUGUUGUUCGAAGAAGCCAGAAAGACACAGCCUAGCAUCAUCUUCUUCGACGAAAUUGAUGGACUCGCACCUGUUCGGUCUAGUAAGCAAGAACAGAUUCACGCCUCCAUCGUGUCAACACUACUUGCUCUUAUGGAUGGUAUGGAUGGCCGCGGUCAAGUCAUUGUUAUCGGCGCCACCAAUCGCCCAGACAACAUCGACCCUGCUCUGCGGCGCCCUGGUCGUUUUGACCGCGAGUUCUAUUUCCCGCUGCCUGACAUUGACGCCAGGAAAGCCAUCAUUGAUAUCCACACUCAAGAUUGGGGUAUCUCUGACGACUUCAAGCGGUCCCUCGCUCGUGAUGCAAAAGGUUAUGGAGGUGCAGAUCUGAGAGCAUUAUGCACGGAAGCUGCCAUGAAUGCGAUCCAGCGAACUUAUCCUCAGAUCUAUUCCUCAAAGGACAAAUUGAUUGUUAAUCCAGAAAAGAUUAACAUUGCCAUGACCGAUUUUGUCCUUUCAAAGAAGAAGAUUAUACCGUCUUCAGAGCGAGCAACGACCUCCGGGGCGGCAUCACUUCCCAAGCCAAUCGUGCCCCUAUUGCAAACCCAACUAGAACACGUACAGGCUAUAUUGGAUGAUAUCCUCCCCCGAAAGAAAAAGGUCACGGCGCUCGAAGAGGCCAUGUUUGAGCCUUAUGCUGACGAAGAUUUUGGGUUCGCCCGAGAAGCAUUGAAUGAAGAAUUCGAGAGGUCGCGUGUCUUCAGACCGCGACUUCUGGUUUGCGGCUUGCCGGGCAUGGGUCACACCUAUCUGGCUGCAGCAGUCUUGCAUUAUCUAGAAGGUGUUCAUGUCCAGAACUUUGACCUUCCCACAAUCCUUGGUGAUCCGCGGUCUGCUGAACAAGUCAUGGUCGGCCUCUUCAAUGAAGUCCGGCGCCAUAAACCCAGUGUAAUAUUCAUUCCGAACGUUGAUACAUGGUACACCACGCUUGAGGGUCCAGCCCUUACAGCAUUUCUCAGCAUGCUGCGGUCAAUUCCUCCGACAGACCCUAUUUUGGUUCUCGGUACAGCUGAGGUCGAGUCGCAUCACCUUUCGUCUGAUCUCAAGAGAGAUCUAUUUGGAUUUUCUAAGAAGAACAGCAUUGAAAUUGCUCAGCCGACUAAGGAUAACCGUCGCGAGUUCUUCUCCGCCAUCAUUUCCAAUAUCAGCAGAUUUCCAAGCCAAUUUCCUGAUCCCGCGAACCGUAAAAAGAGAGUUCUGGAGCAGCUUCAGAUCGCCCCCCCUCCACCUCCCAAGAUUCCCUCGAGAGAGGAAGAAAAGGCAGAGUGGCUAAGAUACCGUCAACUUCUCAACCUGCUGAAGGUCCAUAUUCAGCCCAUCAUGGAGCAGAUCAACAGGAAGUACAAGAUCUUCCGGCAAGCACCAAUUCCUCACUCACACUACCAAUAUCUAUUCGAUGAGCAGGACCCGAACUAUGUCCGCCCGGACAUUGAAGGCGCUGUACCUAGACCUUACGAGAUUGCCAAGGACAAAGAAGGCAUACAAGGACUUCGCCAGACUGAGACUGGAAGGUUCUUUUACAAUAUUGACGUGCAAACUAUUGAGGAAAGAUUAGCCAAUGGUUACUACACCAAACCCUCCGAAUUUUUGCGCGAUAUUGUGGCUUUGGAGAAAGAUGCUAAAGCUAGCGGAGACAGAGUCAGGAUCCUGAAGGCCAGCGAGCUGUUGACCAAUGUGGAGGUCGACGUAAGUGACAUCGAGAAGAUUCGAUUACCUAAUGUGCCCUGGGAGGAGCUUUACGAGAACGAGAAGCGCCGGCGAGCCGCAAAGGCUGAGAGAGCGCGCAAGAAGAAAGCCAUGCAAUCCGUCAUCGACUUGGCCACUUCGGAUGCCGGUGUUGUUAAUGCAGGAGACAACGGCCAACCCCCAAAACUGCACACGACGGAGGCACGUUUCCAGGUGAUGAGCCCCUUGUCAAAUGGUCUUGGCGUAAGCUCGGAGUCUCACAAUCAGUCCAACGGCACGUCUUUCCCAUCAAGGCCGCUAGGCGAUGAUGUGCAGAUGGCUGAUGUCGAUACGCAACCUGGCAACUAUGGCACCCCCAUGCAACCUCCUGCUUCACAAUGGCCUCGCAUGGCGCCUCAACCAUUGAAUCUUUCGACAAGAGCGACGCCCGGUGGGACAACUCAGAUAUCCCAAAUAUCUGCUGUACAAUCCUUGCCUGCUGGCGUUUCCCCGACAGCUCUUGCGAACGAUGCAUCAACAACCAAGACGUCAGACCCUUCCACUAGAUCAUCAAACUGGAGCACGCAGGUUGCGAAUGGUGCGCAUCACGAACAGCUGAGCCAAGAGGCCCUCCCGGACACCCAGCCCUACCAGAGUCAGACGAACCAGAGUCAGACGACAUCGAGUGAUGAGCAGCAGUGGCCUCACUCUCAAGCACACGGUCUUGCACGAGGCGUCAUUCAAGCACCCCGAUAUUCCACGAGUUCCCAUAACACGUCGUCAGGUGCAACCAGGUCAUCAAAUGCUGCUAGCGUUGCCAAUCUUCUUAAUGACCCAUCUCCUGAAGAGCAGUCUCAAUCACAAAGGCACUCUGGUCAUUCUGGCCAUUCUGUCGGUUCCCAGCAACAGGUCGAGAUGGACGAAACUUCAGGCGGGCUUUUCCUGGAUGAGUUGACGCAACGCACGUCCGGCUGCACUAUCGAGCAGCUUGAACAACUUACACGUGAGAUGAUGGCCGAAAUCUGGCGGACCAAGGGCGAGCACAAUCGCAUGAAGGUGCUCAAUACAAUUACUCGCGUCUUCAAUAACGCUAUUGACGAUAUAGAGACGAUGCAGAAUGUAUUUCAGCUCAGCCAGUAG
Molecule: messenger RNA, 4935 nt
Organism: Truncatella angustata
Lineage: Eukaryota; Fungi; Ascomycota; Sordariomycetes; Amphisphaeriales; Sporocadaceae
Exons: 3
Coding region: 1-4935 (1644 amino acids)
Biological process (GO): positive regulation of transcription by RNA polymerase II
Cellular component (GO): nucleus
Molecular function (GO): histone binding; ATP hydrolysis activity; ATP binding
Source: RefSeq, a predicted model, not a curated record